AUGGGUGUGAAUGAUUGCACUGAAAAUAAUGGUGGAUGUUCUGAACUCUGUCUUUCGACCCCCGAUCGGGCAGUUUGUGCAUGCAGAGAUGGAUUCGCUCUUGCCAAUGACAGACUGACAUGCACAGGUACUGCAAAUUAUUCCGAGCCCACUCGAUGUCGCAAAGGAGAGUUUGAAUGCGUUAAAAAUUUGAGAUGUAUUGAUGAAAGGUAUUUAUGUGAUGGUGACAACGAUUGUGGGGAUGGCUCUGAUGAGGAUUCAUCUGCUGGAGGAAAGUGUGAGAAAUUCCAAUGCCGUGUGGACCAAUAUCAGUGUGAUAACAAUCGCUGCAUAUCUAUUCAUUGGGUGUGUGACGGUGAACGUGAUUGCACUGACGGCUCUGAUGAAGAACCAAACAUUAAAUGUCGAAAUGCAACUUGCAGUUCUAGUAUGUUUACAUGUAAAGUUAGCGGACGUUGCAUUCCUACCAGCUGGACUUGCGAUUCGGAUCUUGAUUGUGGGAAUGAUGACAGCUCUGAUGAACAUGAUCAAUGCGUUUAUCCAGUAUGUGAGGGUAAUGAGUUUCGAUGUGAUAACCAGAGGUGUGUUCCCUUGGAUUAUGUUUGUGAUGGUGAUGAUGAUUGCCGGGACUUCAGUGACGAAAGAUUUUGUAAGCAGAAUAAAAUUUGCCACAAGGAUGAGUUUUUGUGCCAAGACGGCAUGUGCAUACCUAAUGCCUGGAAAUGUGAUAUGAAAUGGGAUUGCAUUGAUCGAAGUGAUGAACUUAAUUGCAUUAAUGUAACAUGUGCAGCAAAUGAACAUCUUUGUGCAUCUCAGGAUCAGUGUAUACCAGAAGGUUUUAUUUGUGAUGGGCAUAUUGACUGUGAAGAUAAAUCUGAUGAAAAAGAUUGUGGUAAGAUCUCGGAUAAUUUAUGUUCUUAA
Molecule: messenger RNA, 921 nt
Organism: Uloborus diversus
Lineage: Eukaryota; Metazoa; Arthropoda; Arachnida; Araneae; Uloboridae
Product: low-density lipoprotein receptor-related protein 1B-like
Exons: 9
Coding region: 1-921 (306 amino acids)
Molecular function (GO): protein binding
Source: RefSeq, a predicted model, not a curated record